CUGAAAUGAAAGUGACUUACCUGUCACCGUAGCGUUUGUGGAAGUUCUGCUUUGUGUUUAUUUUGUAAAUAUUCGGGGUUUGUGAAUGAGGUACACAACUGUACGUUUUUUUUAAAGACGUCAAAUUCCGGACUUCUACGCGCAGCAUAUGAAGGAGGGUGGCCCCUCGUCACCCAGCUGCUCCCCCUCCACCUCUGACCACUUCCCUCUCAGCCGCCUCAACACAGCUGCAUGUGGAAGUGAGACUUGGCACGAACCACGGAAACACGAAUCGGCAGGUCUCCCCAGGAUGAGGUCCAUCGUGCUCUUCUACGCGUGCUACCUGCUGUGCCUAUGCCUGAGCGUGGCCUGUGUGGCGUGCGUCUGCGUGUGGAGCAGGCAUUGGCGUGGCGGAUUCGCCUGGGACGGCACAGCCCUUCAGUUCAACUGGCACCCUGUCCUGAUGGUGACCGGUCUGGUGGUGGUGUACGGCAACGGUGCUGUGUUGUACCGUGUCCCUCUGACCUGGGGUCAGAAUAAACUCCCCUGGAAGCUCCUUCAUGCAGCACUGAUGCUCCUCUCCCUGAUCCUGUCAAUUGUGGGACUCUGCGCUGUCUUUGACUUCCACAACGCCCAAAACAUUGCCAACCUCUACUCCUUGCAUAGCUGGAUUGGGAUCGCAGCUAUGGCACUUUUUGCCAUGCAGUGGGUGGCGGGUUUGGCUGUCUUCCUCCUGCCUUGUUCCCCCAUAUCACUACGUAAACUCCUGAAGCCCGUCCACGUGUGGCUGGGAGGCAGCAUACUGUCACUCAGCAUCGCGGCCUGUAUCUCCGGCAUCAAUGAGAAGCUCUUCUUUGUUCUGAAGGGAAAAACCAAUGGAACUCAGCCAUACACUUCACUACCGAGUGAGGCUUUGUUAGGAAAUUCAUUAGGUGUCCUGAUUGUUGCCUUCGGCUUGGUAGUCUUCAAGAUUUUGUCCAACCACAGAUGGCAGAGACCAGACUCCAGGCCUGAGGAUAUGACUUAUGCGCCGUUGCUUCAAGAAGAAAAUGAUUGAAGGGAAACUAAAAAACCACCGGAGCAGAAUCACUGAUCACAAGUGGCUGAAGAAUCUUUGUUCUGAUGUAGCAGCUUCCUGCAUGUGUGAGAAUUAUUUGUCUGUUGUUGGGGUAAAUAUUUAUUUCAAAUUAUAUUUAAAAUUGCUGUCUUUGUCCAACGAAUAAAGUGUUUUUAAUCAAUGA
Messenger RNA from Mugil cephalus (flathead mullet), 1220 nucleotides. RefSeq names its product lysosomal membrane ascorbate-dependent ferrireductase CYB561A3. The transcript has 7 exons. The record is from RefSeq and is a predicted model, not a curated record. Lineage: Eukaryota; Metazoa; Chordata; Actinopteri; Mugiliformes; Mugilidae. Bases 149 to 1036 code for a protein of 295 amino acids. Gene Ontology annotation, cellular component: lysosomal membrane. Gene Ontology annotation, molecular function: oxidoreductase activity.